UGUGUAAUUUCUAAAAAAAAAGAAAAAAAACCAAAUUGAAAAUAUUGGAGCGAAGUAUAUGAUUUUGAAUGAAUGGUUAGAGAGGUUUGGAGCAAAUACAGAAAUGGUAGGGCGGGUGCGAGGAGCAGCCAAAGAGUCGCUGGUAGAUAUGGAGGAUUUGUUUACCAAAACCCAAAUAGAAGAGAUGAGAGUGUCUCUUCUGGGGUGGUACGGCCUGAAUCGCAGAGACCUUCCAUGGCGAUUGGCUGAGGAUGACAUUGAGAAGAGAGCUUACAGAGUUUGGGUCUCUGAAGUUAUGCUACAACAGACCAGGGUUCAAACCGUCAUUGACUAUUUCAAUCGCUGGAUCCUCAAAUGGCCCACAUUACACCACCUUUCUCAGGCUUCGAUUGAGGAGGUUAACGAGAUGUGGGCAGGUCUCGGCUACUACAGACGAGCACGCUUUCUUCUAGAGGGAGCAAAGAUGAUUGUUGAAGAAGGAGGUGUGUUUCCAAAAACAGUAACUUCACUGCGAAAAGUACGGGGAAUUGGAGAGUAUACGGCUGGAGCAAUUGCUUCAAUAGCAUUUAAAGAGGUUGUUCCAGUUGUCGACGGCAAUGUAGUUAGAGUCAUCGCUAGGCUAAAGGCUAUUUCUGCUAACCCCAAAGACUCUCUCACUGUCAAGAGAUUUUGGGAACUAGCUGCUCAACUAGUUGAUCCUUUCGAGCCUGGAGACUUCAAUCAGGGUCUAAUGGAACUUGGUGCAACUGUAUGCACUCCAACAAAUCCAAGCUGUUCUUCAUGUCCUGUCUCAGAUCAUUGUCGUGCACUUUCAAACUCCAGAAGUGAUAGUUCAUUGCAUGUUACAGAUUAUCCUAUGAAGGGGAUAAAGAUCAAACAGAGACAUGAUUUUUCAGCUGUAUGUGUUCUGGAGAUUGUGCAAGAUGAGGAUAUGUCGGACUCGGACAUACACCUAUCAGACAGUGAAUUCAUUCUUGUAAAGAGGCCUGAUGAAGGUUUGCUUGCUGGUCUCUGGGAGUUCCCAUCUGUCCUGCUGGAGGGAGAAGCAAACUUGGUGACUAGGAGAAAAAUGAUUAAUCAAUAUUUAAGAAACAAUUUUGGACUUGACAUCAGAAAGAGCUGUAAAGUUGUUCUCAGGGAACAUGUUGGAGAAUUUGUCCAUAUUUUCUCACACAUUCGCCUCAAAAUAUAUGCAGAAUUGUUGGUGAUACAUCUUAAAGGUGGGAUGAAGGAUGUGCUUCGGAAGCAGGAGAGAGAAGCUCUGCAUUGGAAAUCUGUGGACAAAAAUGGCAUAACAAACAUGGGACUGACAUCUAGUGUAAGAAAGGUUUACACAAUGGUUCAGAAAUUUAAGAAGCAAAAGUUUGCCACUAAUCCAGCCCCCUCUGGAAAAAGAAUCAAAAGAAGUAUCCAAAGGAAUUAGAACUUUAGAAUGUAGUAAAAGUAGACUAAACAGAGGUAAGUGAGAAAUCCAAAUCUUUGGAUACAUAUAAUUUUAGUCUUUUUCGACAAGUUACUGAGUUUAUUUGUAGCUUUAUUUUAUCUGGGCCAAUGCAAAUUAUUGUAAUUUAUUUUGAGAACAGAAAAGUAAUUAAUAUGAAACCGUUUCCAUGGGGUGGACCAAUGCUCUUCCCAAGUCUAA
Messenger RNA from Cannabis sativa, 1642 nucleotides. Its product is annotated as adenine DNA glycosylase. Gene Ontology annotation, cellular component: nucleus. NCBI's taxonomy places the organism in Eukaryota, Viridiplantae, Streptophyta, Magnoliopsida, Rosales, Cannabaceae. Gene Ontology annotation, biological process: mismatch repair; base-excision repair. The coding region runs from base 59 to 1423 and encodes 454 amino acids. The transcript is spliced from 7 exons. Gene Ontology annotation, molecular function: adenine/guanine mispair binding; oxidized purine DNA binding; 8-oxo-7,8-dihydroguanine DNA N-glycosylase activity. The record is from RefSeq and is a predicted model, not a curated record.